AUGGGUAUCGCUGUCGGAGCAUCGACUCUACAGUCCGAUUUGGACGCGACUCAGGCUUCACAGCCUGAGUUGGAGAAGGUUAACUGGUGGCAAGAGCCUGGUCUGCGCAAGCUCUAUUUCUGGGCUGCUGUGCUUUGUGUCGCUUCUGCUACUACUGGAUACGAUGGAAUGAUGCUUAACACCUCCCAGAAUUUGGAUGCGUGGCAAGUGUACUUCGACAAACCCAGUGGCUCCAAGCUGGGAUUGAUGAAUGCAGUUUACCAGAUUGGUAGUCUUGCCAGCUUCCCUUUCGUGCCUUUCAUCGCUGAUCGAUGGGGUCGCAAGGUUCCCAUCGCGAUCGGAUGUGUCUUGAUGAUUUUCGGUGGCUUGCUAGGUGCAUUCUGCACAAACUAUGGAAUGUAUGUCGCCGGUCGACUGCUCCUGGGCUUCGGCAACAGUCUGGCCCAGAUGGCAUCCCCAGUCCUACUUGCCGAAAUCUGCCACCCCCAGCACCGUGGAAAGGUUACUACUAUUUACAACUGCUUGUGGAACUUGGGCGCACUACUUGUCGCAUGGCUUGCAUGGGGAACGAUGUAUAUCCCCAACGAUUGGUCAUGGCGCAGUUUGACUAUCCUCCAAAUCCUCCCCGCUGUCAUUCAGAUCAUCUUCAUCUGGUGGGUCCCGGAAUCUCCCCGUUGGCUCGUCUCUAAGGAGCGGUACGAGGAAGCAUUGGACACACUCGCCUACUACCACGGAAAUGGAGAUCAGAACAACACUACCGUUCAAUUUGAAUACCGUGAGAUCAAGGAGACCAUCAGCUUGGAGAUGCGGUACCAGAAGAACAGCAGCUACUUGGACUUCAUGAAGACCAAGGGUAACCGUUACCGCUUGGCACUUCUGAUUUCUCUGGGUGUCAUUUCCCAAUACAGUGGCAAUGCCUUGUUCAGCAACUACACCAAUUUGAUCUACAACAGCAUGGGUAUCACCGAACAAACUAAGAAGAUUCCUCUCAAUGGUGGACAAACACUACUCAGUCUGGUUGUCAGUGUUUCAAGUGCAUUCUUCGUUGACCGGGUCGGACGACGACCUCUGUUCCUGUUUUCUACAGUUGGCAUGGUUCUCAUGUUCCUCGCAUGGACUGUCGUUUCCUCCGUCUUCGAAAGGACCGGCGAUGUCAAGACUACCGGCUACCCACAAGUCGUCUUCGUCUGGCUCUUCUCUAUGUUUUACGCCAUUGCCUGGUCGGGUCUGCUCGUCGCAUACUCGCUCGAGAUCUUGCCCUAUCGUCUACGCGCCAAGGGUGUUAUGAUUAUGAACCUGACGGUGCAGGCAUCUCUGGUUCUCGGAAAUUACACCAACCCAAUUGCAUGGGAGGACCUUCCUCACCACUGGAACUUGUCGCUGAUCUACACGAUUUGGAUCUUCGUCGAGCUCUGCUUCGUCUAUUUCUUCUACGUUGAGACCAAGGGUCCCACUCUCGAGGAGCUGGCUAAGAUCUUCGAUGGUGAUGAUGCCCAGGUAGCGCAUGUUGAUCUCCAACAGGUCGAGAAGGAGAUUGAAAUUACCGAGAAGGAGUCGCCUGAGUAUAGGGAACGUGCUUGA
Penicillium egyptiacum is the source of this 1581-nucleotide messenger RNA. The record is from the annotation of a GenBank genome assembly. Lineage: Eukaryota; Fungi; Ascomycota; Eurotiomycetes; Eurotiales; Aspergillaceae.